CGUGACCCGCCCGAGGCCGGGUUCGAGGCCUAGUGGCGGGAUGGCGGGACCUGAGGGCGGGGCAAUGUUUCGCGGUACGCCUGUGUCUGCGCGUUGUCCCUGAGUUGGUCCCAAGCCAGCUGUCGGAAGUUUGCAUGCCUAUUCGUUUGGCGGAUACACAGAAUAGCAACCCAGUGGACAGUCGGAUUUCUUCCCUGGUAACUGCUGCUAAAUAUAGUCAAAGCAGUGACCUCGAUCCUUCAUUCACGCAGUGCGUGCCCGGCGUCCGUGCCAGGCCCAGAGCUUGGCACUGUGGGAUAAACAAGGAAGAAGAUGAUGAUGGUGAUGAUGAUGAUGAUGAGUUCGAAACCAGGAAGAUGAUGAUGAUGAUGAUGAUGAUGAUGACGACGACGACGACGACGACGACGACGACGACAACAGCAGCAAUAAUAGUGAAGAGAGACUAUAAACUGAAAGAAAGACCUGGAAAUGGAAACAGAAAACUGAACAAUCUUAAGAAAUGAAAAUAUGUAUCUUCAUAGUUGCUGGAAGCUAAGGCAGCAUGGAUCUGCCAGUGGAUGAGUGGAAAUCCUACCUACUUGAGAAGUGGGCUUUACUUCCGAAGUCUGUGCAGGUCACAAUUUCUACAGCAGAGACUCUGAGCGACAUCUUUCUUCACUCCUCUUCCCUUCUUCAACCUGAGGACGAGAUGUUCUUGAAGCAACUUUCUAGUAGUUGCUCCGUGGAAAAGGACUCUGGUGCUCCCCUUUUCUACAGAGAAGAAGGAAACAAAAGGUUCCAAGAGAAGGAGUAUAUGGGUGCUGCAGUGCUGUACUCUAAGGGAGUGUCACAUUCCAGGCCUAACACUGAGGACAUUUCAUUGUGCUAUGCCAAUCGCUCUGCCGCCCUCUUCCAUCUGGGUCAGCAUGAAGCAUGUCUUAAAGACAUAGUGAGAGCAGGUAUGCAUGGGUAUCCUGAAAGACUGCAGCCCAAGUUGAUGAUUCGUAAGACAGAAUGCCUGGUGAACCUGGGGAGACUCCAGGAGGCAAGACAGACCAUCAGUGAUCUGGAAAACAGCCUCACUACCAAGCCAACCCUGAUGCCUUCCUCUCAUCAGAUUCUGCAGAGGAAUGUCCAGCAGCUAAAAAUGAAGAUCCAAGAAAAGGAGACUCUCCCAGAAUCUUUCCCUGCAGCUCUCACCAAAGCCUUGGAGGAUAUGGCCCUGGGGGAAGAGAACAAACAGAUUUCUGGGGCGUCCCUCUCUGUCAGCUUAUGCACAGACCCUCUGAAAGGCCGCCAUCUAGUUGCCACAAAAGACAUUCUCCCAGGAGAACUCCUGGUGAAGGAAGAUGCUUUUGUAAGUGUCCUUAACCCAGGAGAAAUGCCACCACUGCGUCAUUGCCUAGAGAACAAGUGGGAUACUAGAGUUACCAGUGCAGACCUCUACUGUCACCGAUGUCUGAGGCAUACUUUGGCCACAGUACCCUGUGGUGGCUGUAGCUAUGCCAAGUAUUGUAGCCAGGAAUGCGUGCAGCAGGCGUGGGACCACUACCAUAGCACAGAGUGCUCUCUGGGGGGGCUACUCCUCACACUCGGGGUCUUCUGCCACGUUGCCCUGAGGAUGACUCUUUUAGCCAGAUUUGAAGAUGUGGACAGAGUUAUAAGGAUGAUUUGUGACAAGACUGGUCGCAAAGAUACCUGUUUACCCGAAAGCAAGGAUCUGGUCAAAACAUUUGGUUACACAAAUCAGGGGGAGAGUGAAGAGAACAGCGAAACAUGUGAACCCUCCAUUCCUGGAUGUAAUGUCAAUGGGAAGUAUGAAAAUAAUUAUGAUGCUGUCCUCAGCCUUCUGCCCCAUACUGAAAAACACAGCCCAGAACACAAAUUCAUCUGUGCAGUCAGUGUCUCCGCACUGUGCAGACAGCUCAAAGCUACCAGCUUGCAGGCCCAAACCACGGGCUUAAAGUCCCCCAGGCUGAAAGCAGUGACUCCAGGGCUGUGUACAGAUUUGACUGUUUGGGGAGUAGCCAUGCUGCAACACAUGCUACAGCUGCAGUGUAAUGCCCAGGCGAUCACCUCCAUAUGCUACGCCGGGUCUAAAGAGAGCAUCAUUACCAACAGCAGGCAGGUACGCCUUGCCACAGGCGUCUUUCCUGUUGUCAGCCUCCUGAACCACUCCUGCAGUCCCAACACCAGUGUGUCCUUCACUAGCACUGUCGCCACCAUCCGGGCAGCACAGCAGAUCGCAAAAGGACAAGAGAUUCUGCACUGCUACGGGCCUCAUGAGAGCCGGAUGGGUGUUGCUGAGAGGCAGCAGAGGCUGAGUUCUCAGUACUUCUUUGACUGCAGCUGUCCAGCCUGUCACGCUGAGACACUGAGAGCAGCUGUGGCACCCAGGUGGGAAGCCUUCUGUUGUAACACUUGCAGAGUGCCCAUGCAGGGAAAUGAUGUGCUGAGCUGUAGCAACGAAUCUUGCACAAACUCUGUCAGCAGGGACCGACUGGUCUCCCGCCUGCAGGACCUUCAGCAACAGGUUCACACAGCCCAGAAGCUUCUCAGGAGUGAUAGACCAGAGCAAGCCAUUCAGCAGUUGUUGGAGUGCCAGAGGGCUGCUGAGAACUUCUUGUCAGCAGAGCACACCGUGCUGGGAGAAAUUGAAGACGGCCUGGCCCAGGCCUAUGCUACCUUAGGCGACUGGCGACAGUCUGCUGCCCAUGUACAGAAGAGUCUCCAGGUGGUUGAGGCUCGCCAUGGGCCAUCCAGUGUUGAAAUUGGCCAUGAGCUCUUCAAACUGGCCCAAGUCUUGUUCAAUGGGUUGGCAGUGCCUGAAGCUCUGGAUGCCAUAUGGAAGGCAGAAAAGAUCCUGUUGGUGCACUGUGGCCCUGAGAGUGAUGAGGUCCAGGAGCUCCGGGAGAUGAGGUCCUGCUUACUGGACUCGUCCUUCACCCCUGUGCGGCCCUUAGUGUAGAGUGUGCAUUCUCACCCUCCAGAAAGGAGCUCUAUGGUGAGUUAGAGAUUCUGUUGGCUUGGAGCUCUCAGCAGAAAGGACGGGACCUACCCAACUGACCCUAGCCUAGUGUCUAGCAUAGGGAGCACUGGCAAACAGAUUGAGACACUCACCUGGGUUGCUGGCUGCUGCUUGCAGGAGUUAACUGCCCUCUGACGGAAGCCCCAUUCCCAGAAAAGACUAAAUCCAGCAUCUGUAGAGGCGGAUGCUUUAAAGGGUUGUCGCCAUGUGCAGGCAGCUGAUGCUAGCCUGGGGUUUUCAUCUCACUAUGCUGGAUCUGUGUCCCUAGAACAUUCCUGUGGUGUCUAGUAGUAAUGAAGUGCUGUGUUCCACUCCAGUGGGAACUUCAACUCUUAGUCUUGUGUUGUAACUGAAAAAUAAUAUAUAGCAAGAAAUCAGUAUGACUUCUUUACUCAAGAGACACACAAUUCCACUUACAAUAUCCUGCUUCCUUAAAUUCUUCAUUAAGAAGAGGCUAGUGGUGAUGUGUAAUUUGUGAAUGGAAAAAUAAAUAUGGAUCUGCCUUA
Messenger RNA from Rattus norvegicus (Norway rat), 3513 nucleotides. RefSeq names its product SET and MYND domain containing 4 (gene Smyd4). The record is from RefSeq and is a predicted model, not a curated record. Lineage: Eukaryota; Metazoa; Chordata; Mammalia; Rodentia; Muridae. Gene Ontology annotation, cellular component: cytoplasm; nucleus. Gene Ontology annotation, biological process: heart development. Gene Ontology annotation, molecular function: protein-lysine N-methyltransferase activity.